UAGUUUUUGUUUUACAAGCGACUUGUUCGAAUUGAUUUGAUUAACUUCACAAUACAAACACCCGUAAUUCGUGGUUGUGCCCAUUGUGUUGUUAUUCCUUUUGGUGUUUUUGAAAAGUUUCCUAGACUUUUUCUAAUUUAUUUCAAGCACUCGAUGCAAACUGUCAGUCAAACGCAUUGAACCAACAAAGUGGCUUACGUAUUGCAGACCAUCAAACUAUAGAAAGAUAUUACAGUUGUGAGGGGAGUAAAGUGCAUCCAAUACGAAAAGAGACAAAAUCCACUAAAAAAAACUAUUCUCUAUAAAAAUUGCAUCACGUGAGCAUUACGUGAACGUCAGAGAAUAGCAUACGGAUAAUUGCAAUCUAGUAAUUUUUGUAAAUUCAAUCAGUGGAGUUAGUUUUACUCCGUGCCACUCCAUCCAACCACCCCAACGCAAACAACGUAAAUUUACAUAUUUUUAUAUUGUGGAAUUUAUCCACAAUAUCAACAAAACAAACACAAUAAAAACAACAACCACGUCGCAACACGAAAUGAACAACCUGCCCGACACUCCUGUGCCCGAUCCAGGAUCAAGUGGAGAUAAACAAGAAGUGGCCACAACUGCACCCAAUAAGUCUAGUGCACUGAAAAAGACCAGUCGUUAUCGUAGUCGCUCUCUAUCGGCUUCCUCUACGGAUUCCUUUAGCUCUGCCUCAUAUACUGGUAGUAGUUCGGAUGAUGGUGACGAUGUGCCGCCACGCGAAAAAGUCCAAAAGAAUACCAAAGGCAAUUCGGACUUUUGUGUGCGUAACAUUGCCGGUCAACAUGCGUUUGGCCGGCGUGAAAUCGAAAUAGCCGAACAAGAGAUGCCGGGUAUAAUGGCACUCAGGAAACGCGCUGCCGACGAUAAACCGCUAAAAGAUGCGAAAAUCGUCGGUUGUACGCACAUCAAUGCGCAAACUGCAGUGCUCAUUGAGACUCUAGUAGAGUUGGGUGCAUCGGUGCGUUGGGCUGCAUGCAAUAUAUACUCGACGCAGAACGAAGUUGCGGCCGCAUUGGCAGAGGCAGACAUACCCAUCUUUGCAUGGCGCGGCGAGACGGAAGAGGAUUUCUGGUGGUGCAUCGAUCGUUGUGUGAAUGCGGAGAGCUGGCAGCCGAAUAUGAUAUUGGAUGAUGGCGGCGAUGCGACACAUUUGAUGCUGAAGAAAUACCCCACAAUGUUCAAGCUCGUGAAGGGUAUUGUGGAGGAGAGUGUGACCGGUGUGCAUCGCUUGUAUCAAUUGUCGAAAGCUGGUAAACUAACGGUGCCUGCAAUGAAUGUCAACGAUUCGGUGACAAAGACCAAGUUCGACAACCUCUACAGCUGCAAAGAGUCGAUACUCGACAGCUUGAAACGCUCAACGGACGUUAUGUUCGGCGGCAAGCAGGUAGUGGUUUGCGGUUACGGUGAUGUCGGCAAGGGCUGUGCACAGGCAUUAAAGGGUCAAGGCUGCAUUGUAUAUAUAACCGAGAUUGAUCCGAUUUGUGCACUGCAGGCCAGCAUGGAUGGCUUCCGCGUGGUCAAGCUGAACGAGGUGAUACGCAAUGUGGACAUUGUGGUCACGGCGACCGGAAAUAAAAAUGUCGUCGUACGCGAACAUAUGGAUAAAAUGAAGAGCGGUUGUAUUAUCUGCAACAUGGGUCACUCCAAUACCGAAAUCGAUGUGAACGGUCUACGUACACCGGAUUUGACGUGGGAGAAGGUACGCUCUCAGGUCGAUCAUAUUAUCUGGCCCGAGGGCAAGUACAUCAUACUUUUAGCCGAGGGACGUCUCGUCAAUUUGUCAUGCUCCAGCAUACCGUCGUUCGCUGUGUCAAUUACUUCGGCCACACAGGCACUCGCACUUAUCGAAUUGUUCAAUGCACCACCCGGUCGCUACAAGUCCGACGUAUACUUGCUGCCAAAGAAAAUGGACGAGUAUGUGGCCAGCUUGCACUUGCCCACUUUCGAUGCACAUCUAACAGAGUUAAGCGACGAGCAGGCUAAAUAUAUGGGUCUCAACAAAGCCGGGCCAUUCAAGCCCAACUACUAUAGAUACUAGAAGAAAAUGUUGAAGCUAAGAACACGGGGGAAAAGCGCUGUGCAAUUAACGGGAUGGAUUAUGGUGAUAACGAAAAAUAGUUGGAGGGCGCGCGCAAACUGCCAACGAAAGUAUUCUAAUUUGAAAGUAUUUCAGCUGAUGUUAAAGUUAAUGCUGAAGCUGUGAGCUUAAGUACUAUAAAUGGAUAAGAUUGAACUAAAACAAAAAAAGAAAGAAUUGAAUGCAGCACUUAUAAGCAACUAACACAAAUAUACUGGCAAAAACAACAACACCGCAAAACAAUAAUUACGAGUAUACAAUAAUAAAUAAGAGCAAAGUAAAAAAAUCGAGUUGCAAGCAUUUAGUUUGCACACACACAUACAGACACAUUCACAUGUGCAUACAUGCAGUUUAUAAGGCUUUGUAGGAAAUUCCAAACGAAUCCCAAUGUAAAAACAGCUAAAACAUGAACUUUAGUUAGUAGUAAUAACUUUACCUCCUCAUGGAGGUGAAAGAAACACUUGCCUAUAAAAUGAUGUAAUAAAACAUCAAUAUAAAAUAGAAAUAGCAUUAUCACGUCGCCACAGAUGACAAUGAGCUUCAUGACAACCAAUUCAAAAUAAUUCAACAACACUAACAAAUAGUAAAUAUGUAUAAGCAAAGUUGUACUAAAAACUCGAAAUCG
Zeugodacus cucurbitae (melon fly) is the source of this 2726-nucleotide messenger RNA. It is a transcript of the gene AhcyL1, whose product is annotated as adenosylhomocysteinase-like 1. Gene Ontology annotation, biological process: L-methionine cycle. Bases 533 to 2062 code for a protein of 509 amino acids. The transcript is spliced from 2 exons. NCBI's taxonomy places the organism in Eukaryota, Metazoa, Arthropoda, Insecta, Diptera, Tephritidae. Gene Ontology annotation, cellular component: cytosol. The record is from RefSeq and is a predicted model, not a curated record.